This is a messenger RNA of Eucalyptus grandis, 3699 nucleotides long. RefSeq names its product disease resistance protein RPV1-like. The transcript is spliced from 2 exons. Gene Ontology annotation, molecular function: ADP binding. Lineage: Eukaryota; Viridiplantae; Streptophyta; Magnoliopsida; Myrtales; Myrtaceae. The coding region runs from base 2610 to 3593 and encodes 327 amino acids. The record is from RefSeq and is a predicted model, not a curated record. Gene Ontology annotation, biological process: signal transduction; defense response.
AUUCACUAUUAAUCUUCUGUUGAACUAGAAUGAGUAGGUCUGCAAGUGCGCCAAGAUUCUAUUGUGCGCAAAAUAUCCAUAUUGUGCUUUGAUCCAGAGAUCAUUUUUUUGUGUGUUGUGAGGUUCCUCUAUGUUUGAAGGUCCUAGGUCAAUUUAUAGAAAAAUAAAUCAGAAAAAUAAAAGUAGGCUGGUUCAGGGUCAGCUAGUUUGGUUCUUAGAUACAAAAACGGAGAACCGAUUAUUAUUGAAUAAAUUCCUAAUACUUAGUUUAGAACCUACUCAUCCUGAAAUCGAUGAUCCUAAGAGUAAGUCUUAUCUUAAGGAGACUUCAUGGGACAAUUUUACCUCCCUAUAGAACAUUCCAAAUGAGUAAUAUUCUGUUUUCCUUGAAUUGUUGGACCAUUAAUCCUAGAAAGUGUAUUCCCUUUCACCUCUAACUCAUUUUCUCCCUUCUUUAGCAAGAAAAAGAAAAAGAAAGAAAAGCUCAUUUUCUCUUUUCAAAGCUUUAAAACUUGACCGGGUCUUUAUUUGAAAAAAAAAAAAAUGAGGAAUAAAAAAGUACAGUGAAAGUUUGAGCAUUUCAACUAUAUUGCUACUUUUUACCUGCUCUCAACUCAUGAUAAUUUCAAUCAUCACAGUGAAAAAGAUACCAAAAUCCAUAAUAUGAUACUUCUUAAGAUCUUUUACAUGAUAUCCAAUAGUUAUAAUAAAAAAAAAAGAAAAAAAAACAAACGUAGUUCAUUCUGACACAUGAAAACAAUCAAAUGAGGCGAGCUAAUACACGCAUAUUAGGAGAUUCGCCUAGCUUUAAAUCACUCGUUUCUUACACCUUUUGUGAUACAAACGACAAAUUUGUUCUUGAAAAUGUGAUUAAUCAAUUUAACCUGACUGAGCACAAAUUCAGCCGAUAAUCCUAUUCUACUUCUAUUUAAUUGGAUUAUAAAAAAAAAUCUUUGCAGUGAUAUUCUCAAGGUCAGCCCUCCAACAAAAAUGGGGAAAAGCACUAAACGCCAUUGUUUCAAACCUUGGUCGUCUCUGAAUUUUCCUCAGCAGCAGCUUCCUUUUACUUCCUUUCUUAUCUUCUUCUCCUUCUUCCAUGGAAUCAGUACCUACUUUCUAAUCGUUCAGAUUAACAUGGAGAAAGAAAAGAGUGCAUAAAAAUAGAGCACUGAGGAAGCAUCCACUCUUCCGUUUGGUGCCAUCUAACAAUUUAUAGCUCUAUUUCAAAGACAAGAUAUCAAUCAAGUGGUCUCGGCACGGAAUAGAUGAAAGAUAAAUAACCACGAGCAUUUGUUUAUCUCAACCUCAAAUUUCCAACUUAGUAAGAAUGACAAUUUUAAACAAAAUUGAAAUAUAAAAUCACAUCCAUAAUUACUAGCUCGGUCCUUUCUUGACGUCUUUCAUGCAUUUCUAAUUCUGUUUCAACUCACUUAUUACCUUUUAAAUGAAUUAUCAAAUUCUGAUUUUCAAUAACCAAAUAAAAAAUGAACCUAUGCUUAUAUUUUUAUUUGGAUGCAAUAUACUUGUGCACAGAUUCUAGUUCUUAAUAGCCCAAUUGAAAAAUUAUGGUACAUGCUACUCGUGAGUGGAUUAAGCCAACAAGCUUGACUUGAAUAGGGUGAGGUCCAAAAGAAGAUAAGGCAAGGACUAAAAGCAUAUGCAGCUGCUCCUAAUCGAUCAAUUACCAAUUAAUUAAAGAUUUCAUGUUCGUUUUUUCUUGUGUGGUAACAUAUUCAUGUUCGUACUUGUUCAUAGAGAUUAGUUCAUCCAUCCUUUUAUGCAGCAAAAAAGCAUCUUUCUUUCCAACUGUUGCCCUCAGAUUCCCUUGCACAAAGGGCAGAGUCAGAGAAAGAGGAAAAUUGAUAACAAUUCAUUCCCUUUUUCACUUUUAAUUCGUAUUCAUGAAGGUUUCUAUGUGUAAUCAAUUCAUAAUUCAAAACCCUAUUGGACUAAAUAUCGUUGCUUCCUUCUAAAAGUAAGCCCAAACACUUAAUUCCCUUCUUUUCUAUUUUUUUCCUAAAUUAUCUUUUAGUUUUUGAAUAUUUCGCAUACUUAUUUUUUCAUUGGUUUACUGACUUUUCAAGAGCAGAAUGAUAUGCUAACAAAAUUGUAAUAAAAAAUGACCCAGAAGAGAACUUAAGGACAGUGUACAAGUAUUUCAUAUAUCCUUAGUAAAUACUAAUGCGAUAUGCUCAUUUGGUGUCAUUUAACAAAUCAUAGCUCAAUUUUGCAGACAAUAUAUCAUUCAAUAAUUUAAAUUUGAAAGUUUGAAGUGAAUAGUUUGGUAAAAUCAUAUCAUAAAACUUUGAUAAAAUUAUUGGCAUGUGGGGCCAGCAUGAGAAAAAUAAGAGAGAAAUGACAACGACCAUUUGUUCAUCUCUACCUCGCAUUUCCAACUUCGUUAAGAAUGACAGUUUUAAAUAAAAUUAAAAUAUGAAAUCACUGAAUUUGAACCAAAACAUAAAAGAAGUGAAGCAACUGACCGGAAACGAAUAGAGAAGCAACAUUCACAUAAGGAAUUAAGAACAUAAGCCAACGAGCAUUUGCAGAAAAGCAUUCUAAAAGCAUCUUUCAUUGUUCUCAUUUGAACUUUUCCCUCUUAGAUUGCCAUGGACAAAGAGCAGAGUCAGAGAAAGAGAAAGAGAGCAGAGGAAGAGAGCACUGAUGGAGCAUCCACUUCUUCAUCGAUCUCUCUAGAAGCUACUGGUGUAGGUAGCAGUCAAUAUGGCGUGUUCUUGAGCUUUAGUGGCUCGGAUACUCGCAAGACAUUCACUGAUCACCUCUAUCAUAGUUUGCUUAAGGCAGGGACUGUACCGUUUUCCGUGUUUAGGGAUGAGAAUAGCAUCUCAAUUGGUGAGAAUUUUGGUUCAAAGAUUCUUGAUGCCAUUGCACAGUCUAAGAUUUCAAUCCCUAUCAUCUCUGAAAAUUAUGCUUCGAGCAAAUGGUGCCUCCGCGAGCUCGUUCGUAUCAUGGAAUGCAAGAAGAGCAUGUCGCGCAUAGUGUUGCCUAUAUUUUACAAAGUUGCCCCAUCGGAUGUGCGGCAUCUAGAAGGAAAUUUUAAAAAUGCCUUCGAAUCGAGUCGGAAGCAUUUUGAUGAGAAGGAUAUCCAAGAAGUGCAACGAGCACUUAAUGAAGUCGGUUACUUAAAUGGAUGGGAAUCUGAGAAAUUUGCUAACGGGCACGAGGGAAAAUUGAUGGAAUGUGUGGUCGAAAUUGUUAGAAGCAUAUUACGGGAAGAUUUUCUACUGGAUGUGCCUAAGCAGCUAGUUGGACUUGAUGGUCAUAUGAAGGAAAUUAUGACUUGGAUUGACAAUCCUUCCAUGAGUGCUCGAAUGAUUGGAAUUUAUGGCAUGGGCGGGAUAGGCAAGACAACUCUUGCCAAGUGCAUCUACAAUAGACUCUUGAAUAAAUUUGGGCAUGUUAGCUUCCUUCCAGAUGUUCGAGAAACUGCCAAGCGCCACAAUAUUAUGUAUCUACAACGUCAAUUGAUAUCGGAUAUACUAAAAGACAAGAAUGAAGUGUCUAGAAUUGAUGAGGGAAUUAAUAUAAUCAAAUCGAUUCAGAGGAAAAAAUGUUCUCAUUCUUCUAGAUGAUAUAGAUGAGAAGAAUCAACUAGAUGCGUUGGCUAGGGAACGUGAUUGGUUUAUGGCAGGAAGUCUGAUCAUUGUUACUACCAGAAAUAAAGCCAUUCUUGAUCAA